This is a messenger RNA of Periophthalmus magnuspinnatus, 1179 nucleotides long. RefSeq names its product forkhead box G1a (gene foxg1a). The transcript has 2 exons. The coding region runs from base 1 to 1179 and encodes 392 amino acids. Gene Ontology annotation, cellular component: nucleus. Gene Ontology annotation, biological process: regulation of transcription by RNA polymerase II. Lineage: Eukaryota; Metazoa; Chordata; Actinopteri; Gobiiformes; Gobiidae. Gene Ontology annotation, molecular function: sequence-specific double-stranded DNA binding; DNA-binding transcription factor activity. The record is from RefSeq and is a predicted model, not a curated record.
AUGCGGGACCGAGAGCUCAAGAUGCUGCAAAAGUCCUCGUUCUCCAUCAACUCCCUGCUGCCCGAGGCCGCGCUCAGCGACAGGGACCCGAUCCGAGACCAGGGCCGGGAGCAGAGCCCGGGUAGAACCGCGCAGCAGCCCGCUGCGCCUCCGGGAGAGCUGGAACUCAAGCCCGAGGCCCGGGACAAGGCCGAGGACAAGGACGAGAAGGACGACAAGAAGGAGGACGAGAAGAAGGGCAAGUACGAGAAGCCUCCGUUCAGCUACAACGCGCUCAUCAUGAUGGCCAUCCGCCAGAGCCCCGAGAAGCGCCUCACGCUCAACGGCAUCUACGAGUUCAUCAUGAAGAACUUCCCGUACUAUCGCGAGAACAAGCAGGGCUGGCAGAACUCCAUCCGCCACAACCUGAGCCUCAACAAGUGCUUCGUCAAAGUGCCCCGCCACUACGACGACCCCGGGAAGGGAAACUACUGGAUGUUGGACCCGAGCAGCGACGACGUGUUCAUCGGCGGCACCACGGGGAAGCUGCGGCGCCGCUCCACCACGUCCAGAGCCAAGCUGGCCUUCAAACGGGGCGCGAGGCUCACGUCGGGGCUAACGUUUAUGGAGCGCGCGGGCUCUCUUUACUGGCCCGUGUCACCGUUCCUCCGCGCUACCGCGGCCGGGCACGCCUUUGGCUACAACAGCUCGUCCUCUGGUUACCACGCGCAUCACGCCGUGUCCUACGGAGGGAUGCUCGCACCCAGCUCGUCGCCUUUUCCUACGUCGUGCCCGGAGCUCCCGUACGCCACGCAUCACCUCACGGCGGCUGCGCUCGCGGCCUCGUGCUCCUCAUCGUACCCUCUGAACCCGUGCCUCCUCGCGGGGCAGACCAGCUACUUCUUCCCGCACGUGCCACACGCGUCCACGAGCUCCGGGCCCGGUGCCGUGUCACUGAGCCGCGUGUCCACGGCCGGAUCCCCGCAGGCGCAUACCGCUCCUCCGGUGUCAGCCCCGGCGCUCUGUGACUCUCUGCGGCCCGCUUUGUCAGGGCCGCUGCCCGCUGCUUUCUCCACGGGACUGUCCGCUGGAGGACUGUCCGCGGGGGGGUUGUCCGCGGGAGGACUGUCCGCGGGGCUCAGUGACUAUUUCAACACACACCAGAACCCUGGUUCUGCUCCGAACCCGCUCAUCCACUAA